UAUGAAAACGUGGAGAGCCGCAUGAUGCGCACCCAAUCAUGGACCCUGACGCUAACCCUAGGGAGCAUGACCAUUGAGUCUUGGCUGCCUUUCUGGGAAGUGGCCCGCAAUAUGCCCGAGGUUUGAAUGCAUCAACACACGUUCUGGCCGUAUUGAAUCGGAAAGAGAGCCGAUUUCGCGAGCCCGAGCAGCCUUUUCCUCAGAUAUCUGCUCAGAUGUCAGCUCAGAUAUCUCAGUCUGCACCACUCCUGGGCGAUCGAUCGAACUCAGGGUUCAGAUGAACGUGAUGGGCAAACCAAGGCUUGCACUGCAGGUUCCGGCUGAUCAUAUCAUUGUCAUCACCGCAGAUGGCGCAUCAGACUCACUUCUUCACGGGACGCUCAUCUUUAGCAAUGUGCCACUGCAGUGCGAUAUUCAAAUCACGCUUGCAAGAGUCGGCAGACUGAAGAGAGGCAAGGACAUGGAGAACGAUUCUGCCUCGAAGAAGCUCAUGAGCGAACUCAGAUUCAUGAGAUCGCACAAAGAGCAGAAAAGGGAGCUUUUCAACUACGAGAUGGCCGAGAAGCUGUGUGGCUGCUUUGUUAGUCCCCUACGAGGGACUCCCACAUCCAAGACCACAAAGUGCGACUUUGUUCUGCAAAUUCCUUCGUAUCUUCCUGCAACAGCAGCGCUCCCAUCCGUCGACAUCAGCUACGCCAUUUUCGCAACAUGCAAUCUGGCCAACGGGGAAGUCUUGCAGACAAGCCAGGAUCUGCGCAUCAUCCGCGAAAUCGCUGGACCAAUCCGCCUGGAGCCAUCACGGACAGUGUCUUUUCCAGAAACAACAUUUGCUAUUUGCGCCAGCUUCGGUCUUCCCAGCUCCAACCAUAAGAAUUCAACCAUCUCAGCAACCCUACAACUCAACGGCCUCAAUCUUCCCAUCACAAACUCCAUGCGCGUAAACGAAAUGCGAUGGCUCGUGCCUCGCGAGAUCAGAUGGUACCUCGAGGAGACCACUGUCCUCAUCACCGGCUGCCCCGACGCCACAGGUCAUCUGCCCAUGUCGACCGCACAGCGCGUACUCAAGAAGCGACAAAUUGCAACCGGAAAAGAGAAGCUCAAGCUCAACUACCCAUUCACACGGGCCGGAAACACGCCUAUUACGAUGUGUCCCGACAACUCCAGUAUCUCGAUCCUGUUUAUGAUCUUAGCGCCGAAAGAUAUCUCGCUGGGUGAAAGCACAGCACUCGCCGUCGCUGGCGGCCAUGUCUUGCAUACCGUGCUUGAUAAAUAUGCUGGAAACCUCCACGGUCUGCAGAAGAGGUUCGCGGUCUAUCUCGAGUACAAGUUGCACGUCUGGCUGCGUAUCGGAGAAGAUAUUUUCGACGAGGCGUCGGGUGAUUUGGUAAAUCGGAAGAUGGAUGAGAUGGCUUAUACGGUAGUCUGUCCUCUCAUCCAACAGCGUACUCGUGAUGAUGAAUACACACAAGAUCAGUCGGCACAGUUUAUUCCACCAAGCUACGAUGGGAUAUGGGAGCAGCCACCUCCGGACUACUCGAUGCCGCCGGAAUAUGCGACGAUCGAGGAGCGGCGGCCCAGCACUUGGCAUACAGCCGAGGCCUCUACGAGUCUGUCCAGCUAGUCCUUCGUUUCUAAGGAUGUGAACUGGCUUGGCAGACUUGAUCCAGUUGAAUCGACCUGACAACCACCUGAAAAUCGCUGUCGAUCC
Molecule: messenger RNA, 1708 nt
Organism: Didymella exigua CBS 183.55
Lineage: Eukaryota; Fungi; Ascomycota; Dothideomycetes; Pleosporales; Didymellaceae
Exons: 1
Coding region: 278-1621 (447 amino acids)
Source: RefSeq, a predicted model, not a curated record